AUGAUGAAGCUGGAUAGCUACGAGCGCUUUCUGGAUAUAGAAGACAACCUAACAAAACCGUCUGAGUUCAGGGCGCCCUCACAUGUGAAGAUUACGGGUCAGCUGAGUGUUGAAGUUCAAGAAGUAUCAUAUGGUGAUGGCGAAGAAUUCAUUGAGCCUUCAGAAAAGAAGAAGAGGAAGGUGUCAAAAAAGGUUCUGUCUGAAGUUCAGCUGCAAAAGCAGGCGGAAAAGAGGCGCAAGGCUAUUGAGCGUGAAAUCAGUGCUUCCAUAAAAUCCAAGUGCGAGCAGUAUAUGUUUUGCCAUGUCAGCCGACGAACUUUUGAUGAAUUCCGUAGGUUUUCCAGAAAGGAUUCUUCCUGCCAAUAUUACCUAUGGCUAUUUUACCCAAAUUGGAGCCAACAUGUUGUUUUCGCGUAG
Messenger RNA from Haemonchus placei, 417 nucleotides. The record is from the annotation of a GenBank genome assembly. NCBI's taxonomy places the organism in Eukaryota, Metazoa, Nematoda, Chromadorea, Rhabditida, Trichostrongylidae.